Molecule: messenger RNA, 2258 nt
Organism: Melospiza melodia melodia
Lineage: Eukaryota; Metazoa; Chordata; Aves; Passeriformes; Passerellidae
Gene: FJX1
Product: four-jointed box kinase 1
Exons: 1
Coding region: 1-1281 (426 amino acids)
Biological process (GO): cell-cell signaling
Source: RefSeq, a predicted model, not a curated record
AUGAAGCGGGCGAGGCGGGCCGCGCCGGGCCCCCUGCCCGUGCUGGGGCUGCUGCUGCUGGGCGCCCUGCCGGGGCUCUGGACGGUGCUACUGCGGCGGGAGGCGGCGGCGCUGCCGGAGCCGCGCCCGCCCGCCGGGCAGUCCCCGGGGCGAUGGGGCUGGGGGCGCUCCCCGCCGGUGCGGGGCGAGUCCGGCGGCGGCGGGCAGAAAACUUUUCGGACGCUGCUGGCGGUGCCGGCGGCGGCGACGGACCGGGAGGAGCGGGACGGUGAGGAGCGGCUCGCUGUGACCGACUCGCAGCCGCCGGCCGACGCCGCCUCUCCGGUGGAGCGGGGCAUCUUCUGGAGCCGCGAGCUGGAGGAGCAGGUGCCGCCGGGCUUCGCGGCGGAGGAGGCGGCGGCGUGGCUGGCGGCCGCCCGCGCAGCCCGCGUGGCCUCGCUGGAGCGGGGCGGCUGCGGGCGCAGCUCCAACCGGCUGGCGCGGCUGUCGGACGGGAGCCGCGCCUGCGUCCGCUACGGCAUCAACCCGGAGCAGAUCCAGGGCGAGGCGCUCUCGUAUCACCUGGCCGGGGUGCUGGGCAUGCAGGAGCGGCUGCCGCCCAUGGCCCUGGCCCUGGUGGAAGCCCGCGGGCGGCAGUGGGAGCCGGUGCGCGAGGAGCUGCGCGGCUCGCACUGGGCCGAGGGCGCCGUGGUCAGCCUGACCCGCUGGGUGGACAAUCUCACCGCCGUGGUGGCUCCCGCGCCCUGGGGCGCCGAGGCGGGCGCCGGCCGGCGGCUGCAGCCGCUGUCGGCGGGGGAGCUGGUCGGGCUGUCGCCGUCGCAGCUGGUGGAGCUGGUGCAGUGGAGCGAUCUGAUCCUCUUCGACUACCUGACGGCCAACUUCGACCGCCUGGUCAGCAACCUCUUCAGCCUGCAGUGGGACCCGCGGGUGAUGCGCCGCGCCACCAGCAACCUGCUCCGCGCCCCCGACGGCGGGCUCGUCUUCAUGGACAACGAGGCGGGGCUGGUGCACGGCUACCGCCUCCUCUCCAUGUGGGACCCCUACAACGAGCCGCUGCUGCGCUCCGUGUGCGUGUUCCGCGAGGGCACGGCCCGCCGCGUGGCCGAGCUGCACCGCCGCCGCAGCGCCGCCGCCGAGCUGCGCCGCCGCUACCGGGCGCGGGAGCCGCUCUGGGCGCGCCUCGGCUUCCUCUCCGAGCGCCAGGCCGAGCUCCUGCAGGCCCGCGUCGACUUCGUGCACCGGCACAUCGCCCACUGCCGCGCCCAGGCCGCCGUGCUCUGAGCGCCCCGGGGCCGCGGCGUUCCCGCUUGCUUUCCUCCGCUCCCGGGCAGCGAGGCGGACUUGGCCCGGCAGCGGCCGCGGGCCGGAGCUGACCCAGGCUGCCACCUCGGCGCCCCGCAGUCGCUGCGGCUGCCGGGGACGGGGGAAGUGAUGGGCUACCUGCCUGCCGGGGCUGUCGAGAGGAGCGAUUGAUUCGCUUUGUCAAGAACUCUGAGGAUGCAGAACGCUAUAAUCGCUAUAAUUACUGCCCAGUUCCACUCCAGGACUCUGCCCCCAGAGUUGGAAAAAUGAGAGGGUUCAGCAUCUUCAGUUCCUUAACUCUCUUCGUGCACUCGCCCUCAUAAGAGACCCCAUAGGAAAGCAUUCGUCUUUUGUCUGGAUUGGGGUCGAAUAACUUGUUUCCUUCCAACGAAGGCGGGCAGAAGUUUUUUUUAUAUAUUAUUCCUUUUGCAACGGCAUAUUUAAGUAUGAAUGUUGAUGUUCAUAGACCAAGAACUGAUUGCACAAUAGGGGAGCCCCUAACUAGCAAAACUGCCCUAUUUAUGAAACUUAUUUCCUACCAGUUUUCUUUAACGAGAGUGAACCUUUCCACUGAUUGUUAAAUCUUGUUGAUGAGAAGUGUAUAGGAAGCCCAUAUUCUUAGGUUUUUUGUGGAUUCAUUGGGUUAAACUGCUCUGAUUUUUAAGGGUUUGCUUGUAAUCGUCAUAAUUUCAUCUCACCAGUAAAGUAACUGACUAAUGGGUGGCACAAGAAGAUCUCCCAUUUUUUAAAAAUAUUGCUAUGUGUUAAGACUUUGACACAAUAGUUAAAGUGGAGGAAAAACUGUUUCAUGCACUUUACUUUGACUUUUUAAUAUUUUUUUUAUAGAAGACCUUUUUAUUUUACAAAGUCUUCCUUUUAUGUACAUUGUAUAUGUUCAUAAACUUUUCUGUAACAUACUAAAGAAACUGAUAUUUCAGUAAAGUGUGUUAAUGUUU